Haplochromis burtoni (Burton's mouthbrooder) is the source of this 1145-nucleotide messenger RNA. RefSeq names its product chemokine XC receptor 1-like. Gene Ontology annotation, molecular function: chemokine receptor activity. Gene Ontology annotation, biological process: G protein-coupled receptor signaling pathway; chemotaxis; immune response. NCBI's taxonomy places the organism in Eukaryota, Metazoa, Chordata, Actinopteri, Cichliformes, Cichlidae. Bases 10 to 1014 code for a protein of 334 amino acids. The transcript has a single exon. The record is from RefSeq and is a predicted model, not a curated record. Gene Ontology annotation, cellular component: membrane.
AACUUGACAAUGGAAAGCAACUACACAACUGAAGAAGAACAUUAUCUAUGUGAGGUUAACUUUCCAACCUUUACUGGCACUUUGUUCAUAUUGAUCUUCAUCAUCAGUGUCAUAGGCAACAGCCUCCUCUUAUGUGUUCUCUUCAUCUACGAGAACCUGAAAAGUAUCACCAAUAUUUUCAUCCUGAACCUGGUCUGCUCUGAUUUGAUCUUCACCAUCACACUUCCAUUCUGGGCUGUUGAUUAUCUACACCACUGGGUCUUUGGAGACCUUUCCUGCAAAUUCAUAACUGCUCUAUUCUUUGUUGGUCUGUACAGCAGUGUCAUUCUGCUGACUGCGAUGACAGUGGAUCGUUUCAUUACUGUGGUGCUGCACAACCAGCUGAACAAACUAGAUAGAAAGAAGUACGCAAUUGGUGCUUGUGUAGCUGCCUGGGUCAUCAGCAUCUCUGCAUCCCUGAGGGAAGCUGUGAGCACAAAGGUGGGAAACUGGGAGAAUUAUACCUAUUGUGAGACAUCUGAAGACAAACUCGGGCAACACCUCCAAGUGUCACUGCUAUUCUUCCUCCCAUUUGCCAUUGUUAUUUUCUGCUAUUCUGCCAUCCUCAAGAAGGUUUUACAAGCUUUAAACAGAAAGAAGCACAGGACUGUAGCUGUGCUGUUGUGUAUUGUUGCAGCAUUUUUCAUUUGCUGGGGGCCAUACCAUAUUAUGUUUUUAAUCAAUUCUCUCUAUACACCCAAAGAUUGUAAAACACAGGAACGGUUGGCUAUCACGUCUCGUAUUUGUGAAAUGCUUGCCUAUUCUCACUGCUGCAUGAACCCUCUGCUGUAUAUGAUCUCACAGAAGUUGCGAAAGCAUCUGUUGAAUCUUUUGCACUGUGAAAAUGUGUGCAGGAAGAACAGGGAGAGAGACACUGGGCGGAACACAACUAUUAGCCAGAAAGUUGUUUUCACAGAACAAGCUACUGCUGUCAACGAGGACCUGCAUGACUAUCCAUUAAACAAUCUGUCUUAAAUUUACAUAUUGAUUUAAUUUGUAAAUGCUUUUACAUAAUAUCUAUUUUUCAGUUUUUCAUUGAGCCAUUUAAGAAAACAACAACAACAUAUGUGCAUUUCACUGCAUUCCUUUGCAUUCACACUGUUUUG